AUGUCUGACGCUAAGCCCCUCCGUAUCGUCUUCGCCUGUGACGAGGCUGGUCAACCGUACAAGGAGACCCUCAAGGCCACGCUAGAGAAGCACCCUCUCGUCGAGUCCAUCCAGGACGUCGGUGUCAACUCCACCUCUGACAAGACGGCCUACCCUCACCCCGCCGUGGCGGGUGCGAAACUAAUCAAGGAGGGCAAGGCGGACCGUGGUCUCUUCAUCUGUGGCACCGGUCUGGGCGUUGCCAUCUCCGCCAACAAAGUCCCCGGUAUUCGGGCCGUAACUGCGCACGAUUCCUUCUCUGUCGAGCGCUCCAUCCUCAGCAACGACGCUCAGGUGCUCUGCUUCGGUCAGCGCGUCAUCGGCAUUGAGCUAGCGAAGAAGCUGGCCAAUGAGUGGGUGACCUACCGCUUCGACCCCAAGAGCGCCUCGGCCGCCAAGGUCCAGGCCAUCUCGGACUACGAGACCCAGCUUGCUGCCGCUCAGUAA
Messenger RNA from Aspergillus affinis, 486 nucleotides. RefSeq names its product RpiB/LacA/LacB family sugar-phosphate isomerase. Gene Ontology annotation, biological process: carbohydrate metabolic process. The record is from RefSeq and is a predicted model, not a curated record. NCBI's taxonomy places the organism in Eukaryota, Fungi, Ascomycota, Eurotiomycetes, Eurotiales, Aspergillaceae. Gene Ontology annotation, cellular component: intracellular anatomical structure. Gene Ontology annotation, molecular function: isomerase activity. The transcript has a single exon. Bases 1 to 486 code for a protein of 161 amino acids.